This is a messenger RNA of Chroicocephalus ridibundus (black-headed gull), 1553 nucleotides long. It is a transcript of the gene PHLDA3, whose product is annotated as pleckstrin homology like domain family A member 3. Gene Ontology annotation, molecular function: phosphatidylinositol phosphate binding. NCBI's taxonomy places the organism in Eukaryota, Metazoa, Chordata, Aves, Charadriiformes, Laridae. The coding region runs from base 295 to 768 and encodes 157 amino acids. The record is from RefSeq and is a predicted model, not a curated record. Gene Ontology annotation, biological process: negative regulation of phosphatidylinositol 3-kinase/protein kinase B signal transduction; positive regulation of apoptotic process; intrinsic apoptotic signaling pathway in response to DNA damage by p53 class mediator. The transcript is spliced from 2 exons. Gene Ontology annotation, cellular component: plasma membrane.
UGUAGCGACAGCUCCUGGGGCGCGCGGCGUCGGGGAUCCCACACGCUGCACGGGGCAGGGAGCAGAGCCCCGGCAACAGGGCUGGCGGCCGGCAUGGGGCACCCCCUCGCUCACCCCCUCUGAGAGCCAGCCAGCCGAGGGCGGCGAGUCCCCCCGGGGGCAGCACGGCUGCCGUGGGGGUCCUGGCCCCGGGGAGCUCGGCUCCGACGUGGAGGGGCUGGAAAUCCCCCGGCGGGUGAUGCCCGGCGGCACCGACACGAGGUGCUGAGGGUCCCGGGGGGCCGAGGAGCCGCUAUGACCCCCGAGAAGGUGCUGAGAGAGGGGGUGCUGGAGAAGCGGAGCGGGGGGCUGCUGCAGCUGUGGAAGAAGAAGCGGUGCCUGUUGACGGAGAAGGGGCUGCAGCUCUUUGAGCCCAAGGGCUCGCGGCGCAAGGAGCUGAGCUUCGCCCGUAUGAAGGCGGUGGAGUGCGUGGAGUGGAAGGAGCGGCACAUCUACUUCACGGUGGUGAUGGACGACAGCCACGAGAUCGACUUCCGCUGCGCCCAGGAGGACCCGGGCUGGAACGCCGAGAUCACCAUGGGCCUCGUCCGCUUCAAGAACCAGCAGGCGAUCCAGGUCGUCCGCGCCCGGCACAGCUGCCGAGCAGUGGUGCAGUUUGAUGCAGCCCCGGUGGGACAGCCUGCGGACGCGCAGCAUCUGAAGAGCAGGAUGGAGAUGGCCCUCGGCUCGGGGGGCGGUGGGGAGGACGGGAUCCCAGCGGGCAAGUGAAGCCACUGCUGUCUGCGGCUCGGGGAUGGGGACGGUGGCCCCGGGGAGGCCAGUGCGGGCGCUGGCUCCCCCCAUCCUGGGGCAGAACAGAGGCACUGCAGGAGCCGGGCUGGCACGGCUGCAGUGGGCAAGCCACAUCCCCUUGACACCAUGGGGCAAAAGACACAGUCAGGGCCACCACCUGGGACUCUGGACAUGGCAGGAGGUGACAUCCCUGCCUGGGGACCCACCGUCCUUCAGCUGACAUGGCCAGGACAUUGGUGGACUGGUGGGGACCCCCGGGCCUCUCCUGCGGGACAGGGGAUGGGAUGGAUGAGGUUGAGCCCGAAGGAAGCCAUGCGACAGUGAGUUCUGCCCGAAUGCCAGUGACACUGGGACGGAUGGAUAUGGCCGGGGACGCGUCUCCCCCCGAGCCCCCACCUUGGGAAGGGGCUGGCGAGCUGCUGCUACAGCAGGGACCCCUCUGGGCACCGUACCCGCAUGGUGCAGUGACACGAACGUGCUGCGGGACACUGUCCUGCCCUUGGCUCUCCUUGGGCUAAUGGGGGAUGCUGGGGAAGGCAAUGGGGACCCUGACUCCCUGUACCAAAAGUGUCCCCAAACAGGACCUUCUGCUGCUUACCCUGGUGUUGCUUUGAUUUGUGGGGCCCCGCAGGGUAUGGGAGAGCACAGAUCCUGCACAGAGCUUCGCUGCUCGAUGGCAUCCCCCGAAAUCUGCCCCUAAAUCCCAUAGUCGGGCUCGAAAGCCCCCCACUGCCACCCCAGGCCUCUCCGGUCACCCAUGU